This is a messenger RNA of Beta vulgaris subsp. vulgaris (sugar beet), 1495 nucleotides long. RefSeq lists its product as uncharacterized. The record is from RefSeq and is a predicted model, not a curated record. The transcript has 7 exons. Gene Ontology annotation, molecular function: oxidoreductase activity. Lineage: Eukaryota; Viridiplantae; Streptophyta; Magnoliopsida; Caryophyllales; Amaranthaceae. Bases 60 to 1235 code for a protein of 391 amino acids.
AGUAUGACUGUAUGAUAGUAUGAUUCUCCCAAAAUAUUAAAAAUAAUACAAUUUGUAAGAUGCAAAUGUUUAGAUCACUUUCCAACACCAUGAUGUCUUCUUCCAUUGUGAAGCACGCUGUUCAUGCAUCAUCUUCAACUAUUCCAUUCUUUCAAUAUUCUCUCUCCUCCCCUGUUCUUUCUCUUCAACCAAAUUCCAAAAACUCCAUUUUCUUCAAAAGAAAUAAUCUUUCUUGUCAUCCUAUUUUAAUGACUAAUGAACGAAGCUUUUCUGUAAUUAAUGCCUUAUUAUCAGAUUCACAAAAUGGGUCUUAUUCAUCUCCUUCUUUUCAGGGAUCAGAAUCAUUCUUCAGAAGUGUGUUGCAAAAUAUGGAGACUGUUUAUUUGAAUAGGAACCCAACUGCAAAAAAGGUCUUGGAGCUUGUUCAUUCAGCUGGAAAUGAUAGAAUUUGUUAUGAUCAUAUGGCCUUUCGCACAUUUGGGGUUAACGGUCAUGGCAUUGAUUCGAUGGCUGAGAUCUUUCUUGAUUUUGGCUACACUCAGAAGGAUGAACUGAGAUUUCCAGCAAAGAAACUGAAAGCAUACUGGUUCUCCCCUCCUGAUGUGUCCUCUGAAGAAGGGAGUGGCAUUUAUGGACCUUUGCCAAGGGUGUUUAUUUCCGAGCUUCUUGUAGACCAAAUGAGUUCUGAAGCUCAGGAAAUAAUUAAAAAGUACACUGGACUAUCAGGAAAUGGGAAAAACUAUGCUGCUCUUGCCAGUGCACAGGGGUCAUUAACGUGGGAGAAACCCUCGCAUUCUGAAUUUCAACGUUUAGCUAGGGAAAGUGAAUAUGCUGCAUGGACACUUGUCAAUGGAUAUGCCUUGAAUCAUGUCACAAUUUCUAUUCACCGGCUGAACUCUCACUUGAACAAUAUCAACCGGCUUAAUCAGUUCAUUGAGGACAACGGAUUCAAGUUGAACUCUGAAGGAGGAACUCUAAAAGUUAGUCCAGAUGGUUUUCUGCAGCAAAGUUCAACAGUAGCAGAUUCAAUGCCUUUCCAGUUCUCUGAUGGUACAACAGAAUUUGUCCCAUGCUCUUACAUAGAGUUUGCUGAAAGGCUUGUGCUUCCUCAAUACAAAGAUUUCCCUGAUGAAGAGGUUAAGGAGUUCCAUCGACGAGAUGGGUUCGAGGUUGGGAAUGCUGAUAAGAUAUUUGAGAGCACAUCCAUGGAACAGUUGACGCGAAAAGCUACGUAGAAAAACAUGUUUCCGGUCACAUUUAUGUAAAUAGCCUCAGCUGAGAAGCCAAAAUUGUGUUGAUAGAACAUCCUAUAAUAAACAUGAAGUGAGAUAAGUUCAAUAUCCACCAUUUCCUUUGUGAUGGUAAAUUUCCUUAGAUUAGAGGAAAAGGAUUGAAAAGUGUGGCAAGUGCUUCACAAUCUAUAUAUGAUCCCAUUUGGCUUAUGGAAUGGCAAAAAGAACAGUGGUCUAUUGAAUGAAUAAUGUUUAAUUUGACA